Molecule: messenger RNA, 4272 nt
Organism: Thyridium curvatum
Lineage: Eukaryota; Fungi; Ascomycota; Sordariomycetes; Thyridiales; Thyridiaceae
Exons: 2
Coding region: 1-4272 (1423 amino acids)
Cellular component (GO): Ski complex
Molecular function (GO): protein binding
Source: RefSeq, a predicted model, not a curated record
AUGUCGAGCGCCAAGGCCCAGCUCAAGGCCAUUAAUGAGCUUAUCAAACAGCAAAAGUUUGACGAGGCCGUUCAACAAGCCGAGUCUAUCGUACAAAAGGAUCCUAAGAACUAUCAGGCCCACAUAUUUCUCGGGUUUGCCCUGGACAAGAAGGGCCAAGCAGAUGAAGCAGAAAAAGUCUACCUAGCGGCAACCAGGUUGCGGCCUGCAGAGCUGCCAGCAUGGCAGGGCCUCAUCAAAGGCUACGAGCGGCAAGCCACAAGGAAGCUGGCUGAGUACCAAUCGGCAGUUGUCAAAUUGGCUGAGUUAUACCGCGACGCGGAUCAGAUGUACAAGUGCCAAGACUUGGUGGACAAGUUCGUCGACUUUGUCAGGAUGAAGGGAGACCGUAUGCAAUAUGUCGCUGCACUGGACGUGAUCCUCCCUGGAAGCCCUAUCUAUCCCGCGCUGGAAGCCCGCGUCCCUCACCCUUCCAAGACUUACGACAUCAUGGCUCAAAUUGUUGAAGCCGAGGACAAGAAGCUCAUCAACACUCUGAUUGGCGAACGAAGGACGAGGAUCGGCGCAAGGCUCAGUCAGGUGACUCUCGAUGUCAAACGAGAGGUGUACACGGAGAGCAAGCUGGGGCAUAUCUACCGUCAGAUGAUUGACUGGGCCACCGAUGAUGAUGUGCGUCGGAACUACGAAGAGAAGUUGAUCCAGUACUGCUACGAGCGUCUCCUGGUAUUUCAAGGGAAAGAGAAGAGUGAGGAGCUCAAGACUGUUAUCAAACUCGCCAACGAUAUGGUCAUCAUCAAACACCCGUUCAAGCUCGCUUGGGACAUCACAAUCGAUUGGCAAGAUCAUAAAGAGGUCAAGGAAUGGGAUCCUACCGUGCUUGCCGACUACUGCACCUUCUUCCCUGACAGCGACCUAUGCCGCGUCCUUACUGGCUAUCUGUCCAGUGACAUCUCUCCGUUCCCAAAACAGCUCCUAGAACAGAAAGGUGCAAACCCAUCAUCGCCGAAUGGUGCGGAGGAUGAGAGCGAAGAUGACGAGGAAGGAGGAGUACCGUCGACCUUUAUACCGCCAACUGACGAGGAGCGUUUGUUCAUCAUGACCGAAGGCAUCACCGGCGCAGAUUCUCUGUUGGCCUACCGAAUGAUGGGUGAAUACUACGAGUUCCUGGAGGAACAUGAGAGCAACGUGGAAUUGAUGCGAAAGGCGCAAAGCCAUGUCAAAGACCAGAGGCUCAAGAGCGGGCUAUCCUUCCAGAAUACCGAAGAUGCAUUCUCAGUACACCUCGGCACCGCUCUCGUCUUCUAUCAGUCACCGAGAAACCACCAAGAGGCAAAGAAGCUCUUUGACCUUGUUCUUGAGCACGAUCCGGCUUCGACACCGGCCAUGAUUGGUAUCGGAUUGAUCUAUGAAGAGGAGGAGGAGUAUGACGAAGCGAUAGGAUUUCUUGAACGGGCAUUGAAGCGGGCACCGGACAAUCUACGUGUCAUGGCCGAAGCUGCUUGGGUCAAGGCACUCAACGGUGAUCACGCAACUGCCAAGGACGAAUUGGAGCGCGCACUUUCCCUCCUCGAGGAGAAGAAAGGGGCCUCGAAGGAUCUUGUCGCGCAAACACACUACAGGCUGGGAAUGUGUAUUUGGAAUCUGGACACGUCCAAGGCGGCAAGGAAGGAUCGCAAGGGAGCAUACGCUCACUUCAUGGCUGCGCUGCGGACGAAUCUUAGCUACGCACCGACCUACACGAGCCUGGGUAUUUUCUACGCCGACUAUAAUAACGAUAAGAAGCGCGCACGGUCGUGUUUUCUGAAGGCGGUCGAAUUGUCAUCAUCGGAGGUCGAGUCGGCAGAGAGGCUGGCGCGGUCAUUUGCCGACGAUGGGGACUGGGAUCGAGUUGAGCUGGUCGCACAGCGAGUCGUCGACUCUGGGAAAGUGCGGCCCCCUCCGGGCUCGAAGAGAAAAGGUAUCAGCUGGCCGUUUGCCGCCCUUGGCGUGGCGCAGUUGAACAAACAAGACUUUGCGAAAUCAAUCGUCUCAUUCCAAGCUGCUCUGAGGAUUGCGCCGAACGAUUAUCACUCAUGGGUAGGACUUGGCGAGAGCUAUCACAGCUCAGGUCGCCAUGUCGCUGCUACCAAAGCCAUCCAGCAGGCUCAGAGUCUGGAGGAGUCUGGAGGAGCCGAGAGACUUGGCGAUACGUGGUUCACGAAGUUCAUGCUUGCCAACAUCAAGCGAGAGCUCGGAGACUUCGAUGCGUCCAUCGCGCUUUACCAAGAAGUCAUCACUGGCCGGGCAGACGAGGAGGGUGUGGCCAUUGCCCUCAUGCAGACUAUGGUUGACAACGCAUUGGACUGCCUGGAAAAGGGGCAGUAUGGCAAGGCAGUCAAACUCGCCGUUGACACCCUAGAAUAUGCUACCACAGCUCCCGGGGCUAUCUCCACCACUUUCAACUUCUGGAAGGCCGUGGCCGACGCCUGCUCAGUCUUCUCUAGCGUGCAGGGCCGCACUGCCGAUUUUCCUCUCGAGGCUGUACAAAAACUCUUUGACGGUCUUGCACCCGCCGACUAUGAUACGAUGAAAGACAUCGACCAUGUAGGCCCAGAGGUGAUCCUUGCAAAGGGUUUGUUCUCCGACGAUGAAAAGAUCGGCGUCGAGUUGACUCGUUGCAUCCAUGCAACCUUGGUAGCUCACAAGAGGGCCUUGCAUGGCUCAGCACAUGAUAUUCACGCGCAGGCAGUAUCGCAUUACAACUUGGGCUGGGCUGAAUAUAGGGCGCACUUGAGCCUCCCAGAUCAGCUACGCAAGAAGGCGAGCCGGUAUCAGAAAGCUGCGAUACGCUGCUUCAAGCGGGCAAUCGAGCUAGAAGCCGGCAAUUCUGAAUUCUGGAAUGCCUUGGGUGUCGCCACGAGCGAGCUGAACCCGUCCGUGGCUCAGCACGCUUUUGUUCGCAGCUUGUUCCUGAACGAGAGGAGCGCGCACGCGUGGACCAAUCUCGGAACACUAGCACUCCUUCAGAAUGAUGUUCAGUUUGCCAACGAGGCCUUCUCCAGAGCGCAGUCGAACGACCAUGACUACGCCCACGCCUGGGUUGGGCAAGGCUUCGUUGCCUUGCUCCUGGGCGAUAUCAAGGAAGCUCGUGCGCUCUUCACGCAUGCAAUGGAGAUAUCAGAGUCAUCAUCACUGGUGUCAAGAGAGCAGUUUGCAAUUGCUGUCUUUGACAACAUCAUGACGGCACCCACAGAUCUACGCAUCAUGUCGUUGCUACAGCCACUUUUUGCCUUGACCCAGAUUCAAGCACUCAAGCCACAAAACCUGGAGUACGGCCACCUUCUCUCCAUGUUCCAGGAGCGCAUCGGAUCUUCUACCGAUCCGGUCAAGGUUCUGGAGCAACUUUGCACCAAACUCGAGGCUGAUUACGAGGUGUCCGAGUCUACUUUGUCACUCAAGCGUUUUGCACUUGCCAAGACGGAUCUGGCGCGGGCAUACCUGGCAUCAGGGGCUUACGCGAGCGCCGUAGAGUGCGGCGAGAUGGCGCUUGAGCUCACCAGUGACGAAUCAGACAGCGAGCUGUCUACGGAGGAACGCAACAAGGCUAGACUGUCGGCGCAUCUGACGGUGGGCUUGGCGCGUUACUAUGAGAAGGACGUGAACGAAGCAGUCGGCUACUUUGAAACUGCUCUCGAGGAGUCGAACCACGACCCGGACGCGGUCUGCGUUCUUGCUCAAGUUCUAUGGGCCACGGGUACCGAAGACGCGCGGGAAAAGGCGCGGACCAUGCUGUUUGAGGUCAUUGAGCAGCGGCCGGAGCAUGUGCAGUCGGUGAUCCUCCUUGGAAUCAUUGCACUUCUCGAUGACGACAGCGAGAGUCUCGAGGCCGUGGUAGCCGAGCUUCUGACGCUGCGGACGAGUGAGAAGGUCACAGCUAUCGAGCAAUCGCAGAUUGGGGAUGUCUUGCAGGCCAUCGCUGCCCUGUCCAAGGACGCGGAGGACGUGGGCGUCGAUGUUCUCACGCAGGCUCAGACUGACAUCAUGCUGCACCCCGACUUGCCGCACGGCUGGUCAAACUUGGCCGAGAUCAGUGGCGACUCUGAUUACCCGUCCGACAUGGCGCUCCGCGUUGCGCUCAAGGGUAUUGCACCCCGUGGACAGCUCGGUGCGGAUGAGCUGGCGGCUGCGCACUCUGGCACGAGAAAGGCAGCCGAUGCACAGAGGGCGCUCAUGAUCGCCCCUUGGUCUGCUGCAGGAUGGGAGUCGAUGGUAGAUGCCAUUUCUGGGCGUUGA